AGUGAGAAAAAGGGAAAAAUGUGAGGGUGAUGUGAGUGAUGUUAGCCGCCUUGUUAACCUUAACAGUAGAUUUUAAAAUCGAAUCGAAAAGAAAAAAGAACAAUUUUUAUAAUAGCCUGGGUGGAUAUGAAUGAAGUUUUGUUAGUGUGUGUGUAUAUAUGUGUGUGAUGGAUAACAUUUAACCACUACAUGGCCAUAGUGUUUUAUUUUACUUUACCACUUUUGGCUGAACCUGGCCAUAACUACUCAAAAAAAAAAAAAAACAAACACACACACACAAAAACGACAGAGUAACAAAACCAACAACAACAACAAAUAAACUCUGCUCAAUAUAAACUGUCAUAAACCCAGCCAACCGACGACGACAACAACAACGGCGGCUGGCUAACCAAAAGCAAAGCAACCCAGCCAACUCAGACCAAGCGACCAACCAACCAACAAAACGAGUACCAACAAUAAAUACGGCGGGCCUUAUCUCCAUAUAUAAACUAAAGUCGCUUAAAAAUUGAUUCUCAUUUGAAAUUUAACGUUCGUAAGGCGCGAACGUGUUUUUUCGAAAUCCACAGAUCGUUGCGAUCUAACGUUUAGCCAGUCGAGUUUCCAAAGAAAAAAAAAUAUCGGGAGAGAAUUAGAAAAAACAAACUGUGUGAAAAAUUCGUGUAAUGUGUUCUCAAAUAUUUUCCGAGUGAAAAGAAAUCAAAAGAAAAUAUAACGGGAAAAAUUCACACGCCAAAGGACUUGAAACGAAAAAUCACAAGAGAAAAAAUAUCGCAUGCGAUAAAAAAAAGUUGUGUUAAAACAGUGAGAGUGCCUUCUCGACCGUCUAUAAUUUUCGAUUUUUGUUUUUCAAAUCGCGCAAAAAAUACAGGUACAAGGCGGAAGUGUUGUGAAAAAAGUCGUUCUUAUUAUCAGGAAAUUGAUUUUCCUGUCACCACAGAACCCCUCUUAAAUUUUCUUAAGUGCAAAUUUUAUUGGAAAUUAAUUCAAUCGGCAGCAGGCAAUCCGUUUAAGCAGCUCCAUCAAAAUGACACAACAACCUGCUUGGGGCGUAAGCUUCUCAAAAUAUUUCGUCAUACCUCAACGUGUGAUAUUGGCCAUUAUGGGCUUUUUGGCCAUCCUCAAUGCCUAUACGAUGCGUAUCAGUUUAUCGAUAGCCAUCACAGAAUUGGUUGUCAAGAAGAACUACACAGAUGAGGGAGAAGCGGCCGUGUGUCCGGCUGAUGAUUUGGAUUCCGAUUCAUCGAGCGGUGGUGACUAUGAAUGGUCUGAAGAGUUACAAGGUUUAAUUCUCUCAUCAUUCUACAUUGGCUACAUUGUGACACACGUUCCCGGUGGUCUAUUGGCCGAGAAAUUUGGCGGUAAAUGGACCUUGGGUUUGGGUAUUUUAUCGACGGCUUUCUUCACAUUGAUCACUCCCAUUGCCAUUACCGAAGGUGGUUCGACGGCUUUGAUUAUUGUUCGCAUCUUGAUGGGCUUGGGUGAGGGUACAACAUUCCCUGCUUUGAGUGUGUUGCUAUCGCAAUGGGUACCCCUCAAGGAACGUGGAAAAUUAGGCGCCUUGGUCUUGGGUGGUGGUCAAGUUGGUACCAUUUUGGCCAAUUCUUUGUCUGGUGUGCUGUUAGAUGCCUACGAUUGGCCAGUGGUGUUCUAUUUGUUUGGCGGUCUCGGUGUUGUGUGGUUCAUUAUUUUUACUCUUUUGUGCUACAGCGAUCCCGGUUCCCAUCCCUUCAUUAAGCCUACCGAACGUGAAUAUUUGGAAAGGGAAAUGGGUUCAGUGACCCGCAACGAUAAUUUGCCACCCACACCAUGGAAGGCCAUUCUGACCAAUUUGCCCAUGAUUGCAUUGGUUUGCGCUCAAAUCGGUCACGAUUGGGGCUUCUAUAUCAUGGUCACUGAUUUACCCAAAUAUAUGGCUGAUGUUAUGCAAUUCUCCAUCAAGGCCAACGGUUUGUACUCUUCCCUGCCGUACAUCAUGAUGUGGAUCUUCUCCAUUUCAUCUGGUUUCGUUGGCGAUUGGUUGAUGACAAGAAAUAUUUUGAGCAUCACAAAUACUCGUAAAUUGAUGACUGCUAUCGCUGCCUUUGGUCCUGCAAUUUUCAUGGUUGCCGCUUCCUAUGCUGGCUGUGAUCGUGUUGCUGUUGUUGUGCUGUUCACCAUUUGUAUGGGUCUCAUGGGUGCUUUCUAUGCUGGCAUGAAACUUAGCCCCCUCGAUAUGAGUCCCAAUUAUUCGGGUACAUUGAUGGCCAUUACAAAUGGUAUUGGUGCCAUUACAGGCGUUAUUACACCCUACUUGGUGGGCGUUAUGACACCAAAUGCCACUUUGUUGGAAUGGCGUUUGGUGUUCUGGGUUGCCUUUGCCGUCUUGUGUGUAACUGCUGUUAUCUACUGCAUUUGGGCCUCGGGUGAGGUUCAGCCUUUUAAUGAUCCACCAGCCGUCAAGGAUUACGAAUCCGAGGAACGUGGCAAAAAGCCCGAGAAGAAGUAAAGACUGUUAUUGUAAAGAAAAUUCCUCCAUGGAAUAUUUAACAAAAAAAGCGAAAAAGUGACAACAACAAAUGUUAAAAAAAGAAACAUUCAGGAAAUACCCUUCCACACAAUGCGCCACCCCCCUACCCCUAUACCAAAUGUGUAUUUAAACGAAAUGAUUUCGUUCUUUCUUUUCUGAAGACUUCCCGAUAACGCAUAACAAACAGUAUUUUUAACUGUUUUGAUUUCAUUUCAUACAACAAAUUUAGUUUAGAUAAACGAACCUAACCUUAAAUUAAUUCUAACCUAAAAAAUGAAACAGGAAACGAAGUGCCUUUCGUUGUAACUUUUGUGAAUUGAAAUGUUAUUGCUGUAAUUAAAUUAAUUGUUGUCUAUGUAUGUAGAUUAGUAUUUAAAUGUAUUAUUUUUUUAUUAAUUUUAAGCUUUAGUUGUAGUUGCGAUACAAAUACAAAAAUGUAUUGAAAUAGUUUUUAGAGAAGCAAAAAAAAAAACAGAAACAAAAACAAAAAGAAAAAAAUGAAAGCCGUGUCCCAAAUUUAUAUAGGAAUUGUAUGUGAUAUUUUUGUAGCACAGUUUGUUUGUUUGUAAUAUUUUUAUAGGAUGAAUUUUUUUAAAUUGUGCCAAUUAACAAAUUUUAUUGUUAAAUUGUUGAUGGGCUCAAACAAAAUUCAAAGCAAUGAUCAAAAAAAUACAAAAGCAUUUUUUGUAUGUGUAGGUAUUAUAGAGACCACAUAGUUCUGACUCUCUUGCAUCCUUUCCUAUUUCAUUUUAAAGUUCACAUAAAUAUAUGGCAGGAGGAUAGAGAGAAGAUAAUCAAAUUCUCUUUGAAUUUAAAAGUUCUUAGACUUUUAUUUAAAAAUUGUUUAUUUUAUGGAAAAAAUUCGGUUUAUCUUCAAACCCCCUGCCUUCAUAUCUCCUUUUCCCUUUUUCCCACUUUUUAAACUUUUCCUACUUCUCUAUAACUUCCAUAGUUUCAAGUUCUCCUUUCCUUUUUCCUUGAGAUUCAUUUACGAAUUUACUACAAAUACAUAACAAUAAUUUUUUAGUCAUUUUAUUGUAGUAUUUAGUUGCAAUUUACAUUUGAUUUAAGAAAAUAAUUUAAUUUAAUUUAAUCAUUAAACAAAAAUAAAGAGAGCAGAAUUAUCCAGAUAUGCAAAUUAAACUGAAAAACACACAUUAACUGAUUAUUUUAUAUGAAUUUUGGUUCCUCCCAAACGUUUGUUUUUUUUUUUUUUAAAUAUUCUCUAUGUAAAUUACUUAAAUAAUAUUAAGUCAAUAUAUUUUGUAAAAUAUUACCUAUGAAAAUAAAAAGUCAUUUUUCCAAAAAAAAAAAAUUAUUCAAA
Musca domestica (house fly) is the source of this 3830-nucleotide messenger RNA. RefSeq names its product putative inorganic phosphate cotransporter. The record is from RefSeq and is a predicted model, not a curated record. Lineage: Eukaryota; Metazoa; Arthropoda; Insecta; Diptera; Muscidae. Gene Ontology annotation, cellular component: membrane. The coding region runs from base 1025 to 2485 and encodes 486 amino acids. Gene Ontology annotation, biological process: transmembrane transport; monoatomic anion transport. The transcript is spliced from 6 exons. Gene Ontology annotation, molecular function: transmembrane transporter activity.